CCUCCGUGUAGCAGGAACAGACAGGCUGCUGAUUCACUUACUGAGAGAUACAACGUCCUAUUUUCAUGAAAAUAUGAACAUGUCGCUGUUAUAAACUGCGGAAACUCAGCGACAGCAUUUCCAGCCAGGUCACCAUGGUCCCUACAGACUUUAAAGCCCUGAUCCAGAGGUUUUAUCACCUUCAGUCUGAGCGGGUGGAGACGUAUCAGCUCUUUGAAGAAGGACAUGAGGCCUACUUGAGGACAGGGCCCCAUUAUGACUUCGACCACUACAGGCAGCUGGUCCAUGAGAUAACACAGGCCUUCUGCGGCAUCUCCAAGGAAGUGCUGGAGAUCAAGGGGAGGCUGCACCAUGAGUUUGACAGGCCAGACCUUUCUGAGCACAUCGACAAGCUGCAGAGCAAAGAGAAGCAGAAACUUGAACUGACAGCCAAGCUGCAGCUGGCCAGGCAGCGGGCCCAGGAUCACCCGGAGGACGAAGACUGUCAAGAAAAGAUUCAGGAGAUCAAGCACGAGAUCAUCAAGAACAAAGAGGCUCUGAGUGAGAUCAUGCAGGACUUCAAGUAUGACUCUGAGGAGUGUGAUUGACAGGUGGCUCCCAGGAGGCCUGUAGCCUCCCUCUCACAUCACCACCAACAGAUCCACUCUGCUCUGCUGCGACUUCCAUCUUGGACUCCUCCGCUGCACUUAUCGAUCCCCCUCCGGCCCCACCCUGCUGGCUGCUGCAGUCUCAUUCCACCCAGGGGGCUUUUCACAUUCUGGCUCUGUGUGUUUCUCUCUGUCGUCAUGUGCUUGUGUUAAUACAUGCAUCAGCAAAAAAGAAAGGAACAGAAACUCUGUUUAUAUUGUGAAGAAAUGUGUAAAUAAGGUUAAAUAUUUUUUGGAGGCUCAUCCAGCGAUCUUUGUUUACUUUCUGAAUUGUAUUUUUAAAUUAAAAAACCCACUUUCCAAGUUUUAUGUUUUACUGUUUUAUACGUUAUACACAGUAUUUGUCAGAAGGCAUUAUUGGUGCUGUAAAUUAAUAUAACUUAGACAAAAAUAUUCUUUAAAUAUGCAGUUAUAAAAAUAUAAACAUUAUGAAAAUGUCUUUACAUAGUCUACAAAGACACAGGACAGUAUAUACAUUUUACACAAAGUGAGGCCUUAUUACAAUUACUGAUACUGUGUUGUACUAAACUACAUGAAUGGUUUGAGACAACAUUUUAGAGAAAUCCCUGUUUGAUUACUGUGUUUAAAACCGCUCAUUAGUUCACUGAACUACAACAGAAACAACAGCUUAGUCGGACUGUCCAAAAAUUACUGGCCUCUAUUUUGCUAAUUGAUCAAUUUGUAGCAGAACAUUCACUGGUUCCAGUUUCUCAGUUGUGAGUGUUUGAUUCCCCUUGUUCAUAUCAUUUUAAACAAUAUUUUUGGGUUUUCCACAGCUGCUCAGACAAAAGAUCUGAAGGUGUCACCUUGGAAAUGCCCACUGACUGUUUU
Messenger RNA from Chelmon rostratus (copperband butterflyfish), 1478 nucleotides. RefSeq names its product required for excision 1-B domain containing (gene rex1bd). The transcript has 5 exons. The record is from RefSeq and is a predicted model, not a curated record. NCBI's taxonomy places the organism in Eukaryota, Metazoa, Chordata, Actinopteri, Chaetodontiformes, Chaetodontidae. The coding region runs from base 135 to 587 and encodes 150 amino acids.